UGCGUCUCUGUCGUCAUCCUCAAGCGACGAGUGAUUCUACUCGACGUCGCAUAUGACAAAUAAGACAUUUCAGCCUUAGUAGAGAGCUUGCGUGUGUUUAAACACAACAGUUAUCUAGGUUACCUUUCGAUAAUGACUUCUCGGUUAUGUUUCUUUUUAUUCAGGCCUAGAAUUCCCAGAUCACGUGGCGCGGUUCCCAAAACAUCAUGUAGCACCGCUGGAGGAAAGCAUGAGGAGGCACAGAAAAGAGCAACGAGCUCGUCUUUACAUCUUUCUCAUUCGUUACUGGAGCCUUCUGUGUCACACAGCGGAGGCAGACUGAGUUUCUGCAGGAGCUUCUCUACUUCUGUAAGAAGGACUGAAGCCAUCGGACAGCUGCAGUCAACACACUAUCACCUGGUUUACACCUGCAAAGUGUGCUCCACUCGCUCUAUGAAGAAAAUAUCCAAAAUAGCCUAUCACAAGGGUGUUGUGAUUGUAACUUGUCCUGGAUGUAAAAACCACCACAUCAUUGCUGAUAAUUUAAAGUGGUUUUCUGACCUGGAGGGGAAAAGAAACAUAGAGGAAAUAUUGGCUGCUAAAGGAGAAUCAGUCCAAAGAGUUCAAGGGGACGAGGCCCUGGAAAUUUUUGCUGAGGAAUCAAUAAACGAGGUGUCAAAAAAUAAUCCAGAUGAUCCAAAACCAACACAUCUGAGCGAUGGUUCAGAUAAAACAUGAUUGACAUUUGUUAACCGCAUCACUGCACAUUUAUAAUUGUUAUAUUUUUAAUAAUGUUCUUAAUAAAGCACUAAAACAACCAUCUAA
Molecule: messenger RNA, 804 nt
Organism: Carassius gibelio (silver crucian carp)
Lineage: Eukaryota; Metazoa; Chordata; Actinopteri; Cypriniformes; Cyprinidae
Product: DNL-type zinc finger protein
Exons: 3
Coding region: 133-717 (194 amino acids)
Biological process (GO): protein stabilization; protein folding; protein import into mitochondrial matrix
Cellular component (GO): mitochondrion
Molecular function (GO): zinc ion binding; protein-folding chaperone binding
Source: RefSeq, a predicted model, not a curated record